CAUGUCAGAGCCAGCUCCUGUCAAAAAGAAGCGCCCUCCUGUGAAGGAAGAAGACCUCAAAGGGGCUAAAGGGAAGCUCUCCAGCAACCAGGAAAUCAAAUCCAAAACUUACCAGGUCAUGAAGCAGUGUGAACAAGUUGGCUCGGCGGCACCAUCUGUAUUCAGCCGAGAUCGCACAGGAGGGGAAACAGUCUUUGAUAAGCCUAAAGAAGGGCCUGCAAAGAGCGUCUUUGGCUGACUGCCAAGUUCAAGAGGGGAGCUGAAUUGUCUUCAUGUAGUACUUAACCCUUUGUUUUGCUUUCACAUGCAACAGUCUUAUUACAGCACUGUUAACUUAAUUGUUUUAAUCAUUAACAAGAAAGCGUGAGUUGCAAAUUAAGCUUCUUUUUAUAUGUUGUUUAU
Messenger RNA from Euleptes europaea (tarantolino), 402 nucleotides. RefSeq names its product musculoskeletal, embryonic nuclear protein 1 (gene MUSTN1). Gene Ontology annotation, biological process: tissue regeneration; chondrocyte proliferation; chondrocyte differentiation. The record is from RefSeq and is a predicted model, not a curated record. Gene Ontology annotation, cellular component: nucleus. Lineage: Eukaryota; Metazoa; Chordata; Lepidosauria; Squamata; Sphaerodactylidae. Bases 2 to 238 code for a protein of 78 amino acids. The transcript has 3 exons.